This is a messenger RNA of Aspergillus udagawae, 825 nucleotides long. RefSeq names its product SDR family NAD(P)-dependent oxidoreductase. The coding region runs from base 1 to 825 and encodes 274 amino acids. Gene Ontology annotation, molecular function: oxidoreductase activity. The record is from RefSeq and is a predicted model, not a curated record. The transcript is spliced from 7 exons. NCBI's taxonomy places the organism in Eukaryota, Fungi, Ascomycota, Eurotiomycetes, Eurotiales, Aspergillaceae.
AUGCCAUAUAACCUCAAGGGGAAAAAUGUCCUCGUCACGGGGGGCUCAAGGGGCUUGGGCGCCGUGAUAUGCCAGAAAUUCGCAGCUGAGGGGUGCAAUGUAGCCAUUAACUAUCACUCAAGCCGUGUGGUUGCGGAAGACCUUGCUAGUCGAUUAGCUAAAGAGUACUCCAUCAAGUCCAUUGUUCUCCAAGGGGACGCUGAACUCCCAGAGGACAAUCAACGUAUUGUCCAAGAGGCUAAUGAGCAAUUAUCGGGCUUGGAUAUUGUUAUUGCAAAUGCUGGGUGGACUCGCUUCGCCAACCAACGGGACAUUUACGACUUAUCUUUCGAGGAAUGGGACAAGGCAAGUUACAGACUGGCUGUCCUUGUUCGUGAUGCUAACUGUAUGCAGGGCUGGAGAGUGAAUGUGAUGUCGCAUUUACAACUCAUGCAAGCGGCUAAGCCGAUAUUCGAGAAGAAUGCGGAUGGAGGUGUUUAUAUAAUGACCUCAUCGAUCGCAGGCAUCACUACAGACGGAAGUAGCAUGGGCUACUCGGUGAGCAAGGCUGCUGCUUUGCAUCUCAUGAAGCACCUUGCGCUGUCCGUGGGACCAAAAAUCCGUGUCAAUGCUGUUCUACCGGGACUGAUGUUGACCGAGUGGGGUAAAAAGUUUGGCGAUUCGGCGAUUGAGUGGCUCAAUGAAAAGGCCAUAUUGAAGCAGGAGACCGACCUGGAGGAUUGCGCGAAUAUGUUUGUCACUUUGGCAAAGAAUACGUCCAUUACUGGACAGCAGAUUGUCAUUGAUUCGGGACUCGCCAUGGGAAGGGCCUCCCCGAGCAAAUAG